AUGCUGCGAGUAAGGUGUCUGAGAGGAGGUAGCAGGGGGGCCGAGGCUGCCCAUCUGAUCGGAGCCAUGCUUGGCCGUGCGGUGACUGGAUGGGUGCAGAGGGCUUUUCAGAGCACUUCAAGUGCAGGAGCUGCACAGAUGCAGCAUGUGGUUGAAGUGGAACAUGUUACUGAGCCUGUGCAGCAGGAAUGUCCUGUCUGCAGCUACAAUGAAUGGGACCCUCUCGAGGAGGUGAUUGUGGGUCGUGCUGAAAAUGCCCAAGUGCCUCCCUUCACCGUGGAAGUGAAAGCUAACACAUAUGAGAAGUACUGGCCAUUCUACCAGAAGCAUGGCGGCCAGUCUUUUCCUGCGGACCACUUGAAAAAAGCUGUUGCUGAGAUUGAAGAAAUGUGCAAUAUCCUGCGUCAUGAGGGCGUCAAUGUGAGGAGGCCGGAACCCAUCAACUGGUCCCUGGAAUACAAAACUCCAGAUUUCACAUCCUCAGGUAUGUAUGCUGCCAUGCCCAGAGACAUCCUUAUGGUUGUGGGAAAUGAGAUUAUUGAGGCUCCUAUGGCCUGGAGAGCUCGCUUCUUUGAAUACCGGGCCUACAGACCUUUGAUCAAGGAAUACUUCAGUAAAGGUGCUAAAUGGACCACUGCUCCCAAACCCACUAUGGCUGAUGAGCUGUAUGAUCAGGACUACCCCAUCCGCACAGUGGAGGACAGACACAAGCUGGCCGCCGAGGGGAAGUUUGUGACCACGGAGCACGAGCCCUGCUUCGAUGCUGCUGAUUUCAUUCGAGCUGGGCGGGACCUUUUCGUACAGAGGAGUCAGGUUACAAAUUACAUGGGAAUUGAAUGGAUGCGUCGUCAUCUAGCCCCAGAAUACAAGAUCCACAUAAUCUCUUUCAAGGAUCCUAACCCCAUGCACAUUGAUGCCACUUUUAACAUCAUCGGGCCAGGACUGGUGCUGUCAAACCCUGACCGCCCGUGUCGCCAGGUUGACAUGUUCAAGAAGGCCGGCUGGACUAUUGUGAAACCUCCAACACCUCUCAUCCCUGAUGACCACCCACUGUGGAUGUCCUCCAAAUGGUUGUCCAUGAAUGUCCUGAUGUUGGAUGAGAAGCGUGUUAUGGUUGACGCCAAUGAAUCCACCAUUCACAAAAUGUUCGAGAACCUCGGUAUCAAGACCAUAAAGGUGAACAUUCGCCAUGCCAACUCCCUGGGUGGCGGCUUCCACUGCUGGACAACUGAUGUCCGCCGCCGUGGUACCCUGCAGUCCUACUUCCACUAG
Seriola dumerili (greater amberjack) is the source of this 1272-nucleotide messenger RNA. It is a transcript of the gene gatm, whose product is annotated as glycine amidinotransferase. Gene Ontology annotation, molecular function: amidinotransferase activity. The transcript is spliced from 9 exons. Lineage: Eukaryota; Metazoa; Chordata; Actinopteri; Carangiformes; Carangidae. The record is from RefSeq and is a predicted model, not a curated record. Bases 1 to 1272 code for a protein of 423 amino acids. Gene Ontology annotation, cellular component: mitochondrion.